This is a messenger RNA of Psammomys obesus (fat sand rat), 3347 nucleotides long. It is a transcript of the gene Grk2, whose product is annotated as G protein-coupled receptor kinase 2. NCBI's taxonomy places the organism in Eukaryota, Metazoa, Chordata, Mammalia, Rodentia, Muridae. The transcript is spliced from 21 exons. Gene Ontology annotation, biological process: protein phosphorylation; regulation of the force of heart contraction; regulation of signal transduction. Gene Ontology annotation, molecular function: ATP binding; G protein-coupled receptor binding; G protein-coupled receptor kinase activity. The coding region runs from base 150 to 2219 and encodes 689 amino acids. The record is from RefSeq and is a predicted model, not a curated record.
GGCGCCGCCUGUGAGCGGGCGACGAGCGGGGACCGGCCGGGCCGGCGGCGGCGCCGAGGCCGACAAGCCGCGCGGGCCGGGCCGGGCCGAGCGAGCGGGAGCGGAGCGGAGCCUCGGGCGGCGGGAGGAACAGCGCCGCCGCCGCCAAGAUGGCCGACCUGGAGGCAGUGCUGGCCGAUGUGAGCUACCUGAUGGCCAUGGAGAAGAGCAAGGCCACGCCGGCCGCGCGCGCCAGCAAGAAGAUCCUGCUGCCGGAGCCCAGCAUCCGCAGCGUCAUGCAGAAGUAUCUCGAGGACCGAGGAGACGUGACCUUUGAAAAGAUCUUCUCACAGAAGUUAGGGUACCUGCUUUUCCGAGACUUUUGCCUGAAUCAUCUGGAAGAGGCCAAGCCCUUGGUGGAGUUCUAUGAAGAGAUCAAGAAAUAUGAGAAGCUGGAGACAGAGGAGGAGCGGGUGGUCCGCAGCCGGGAGAUCUUUGACUCCUACAUCAUGAAAGAACUGCUGGCCUGCUCACACCCCUUUUCAAAGAAUGCUACCGAGCAUGUCCAGGGCCACCUGGUGAAGAAGCAGGUGCCUCCAGAUCUCUUCCAGCCAUACAUUGAGGAGAUCUGUCAGAACCUCCGAGGGGAUGUAUUCCAGAAGUUCAUUGAGAGUGACAAGUUCACACGGUUCUGCCAGUGGAAGAAUGUAGAACUCAACAUCCACCUGACCAUGAAUGACUUCAGUGUGCAUCGAAUCAUCGGUCGUGGGGGCUUCGGUGAGGUCUAUGGGUGCCGGAAAGCAGACACAGGCAAGAUGUACGCCAUGAAGUGUCUGGACAAGAAACGCAUCAAGAUGAAGCAGGGAGAGACCCUGGCUCUGAACGAGCGGAUCAUGCUUUCCCUUGUCAGCACCGGGGACUGCCCCUUCAUCGUGUGCAUGUCAUAUGCAUUCCACACACCAGACAAGCUCAGUUUCAUCCUGGAUCUCAUGAACGGUGGGGACCUGCACUACCACCUCUCUCAGCAUGGAGUCUUCUCUGAGGCCGACAUGCGCUUCUACGCAGCUGAGAUUAUCCUGGGUCUUGAACACAUGCACAACCGUUUUGUAGUCUACAGGGACCUGAAGCCAGCCAACAUUCUCCUGGACGAACAUGGCCACGUGAGAAUCUCGGACCUUGGCCUAGCCUGUGACUUCUCCAAGAAGAAGCCCCAUGCCAGUGUGGGCACGCAUGGGUACAUGGCACCCGAAGUGCUACAGAAGGGUGUAGCCUACGACAGCAGUGCUGACUGGUUCUCCCUGGGCUGCAUGCUCUUCAAGUUGUUGCGGGGACACAGCCCCUUCCGGCAGCACAAGACCAAAGAUAAGCAUGAGAUUGAUCGCAUGACAUUGACAAUGGCUGUUGAGCUGCCUGAUUCCUUCUCCCCUGAACUCCGGUCCCUGCUGGAAGGCUUGCUGCAGAGGGAUGUCAAUCGGAGGCUAGGCUGUCUGGGCCGAGGGGCUCAGGAGGUAAAAGAAAGCCCCUUCUUCCGCUCCCUGGACUGGCAGAUGGUCUUCCUGCAGAAGUACCCACCUCCACUGGUCCCCCCACGUGGGGAGGUGAAUGCAGCGGAUGCUUUUGACAUUGGCUCCUUUGAUGAGGAGGACACGAAAGGAAUCAAGUUACUGGACAGCGACCAGGAGCUCUACCGCAACUUCCCUCUCACCAUCUCGGAGCGGUGGCAGCAGGAGGUGGCAGAGACUGUCUUUGACACCAUCAAUGCUGAGACAGACCGACUGGAGGCACGAAAGAAAGCCAAAAACAAGCAGCUGGGCCACGAGGAAGACUAUGCCCUGGGUAAGGACUGCAUCAUGCAUGGCUACAUGUCCAAGAUGGGCAACCCCUUCCUGACCCAGUGGCAGCGGCGAUACUUCUACCUGUUCCCCAACCGGCUCGAGUGGCGCGGUGAAGGAGAGGCUCCGCAGAGCCUCCUGACCAUGGAAGAGAUCCAGUCGGUGGAAGAAACACAGAUCAAGGAACGCAAGUGUCUCCUGCUUAAGAUCCGCGGUGGCAAGCAGUUUGUCCUGCAGUGCGAUAGUGAUCCUGAGCUGGUGCAAUGGAAAAAAGAGCUGCGUGACGCGUACCGUGAGGCCCAGCAGCUGGUGCAGCGAGUGCCCAAGAUGAAGAACAAGCCACGCUCACCUGUGGUGGAGCUGAGCAAGGUGCCACUGAUCCAGCGUGGCAGUGCCAACGGCCUCUGAUCCACCCACCUGCUGCCCGCCUGCCCACCCGCCUUUUAUAAACCUCUAAUUUAUUUUGUUGAAUUUUUAUUAUUUGUUUUCCCGCAAAGCGGAAAAGGUUUUAUUUUGUAAUUAUUGUGAUUUCCUGUGGCCCCAGCCUGGCCCAGUCCCCAGGGAGGGGCCCGCUUGCCUCGGCUCCUGCUGCCACCAACCCAGCCGCUGUCUAGCACCCUGCCCUGCCCCUCCCCCUCCCAGGGUCUUUGCUCCCAGUGUCUUCCUCCAGGGAAGAGGAACAACCCUCAGCAGCCCUCUUGCCCUUCCAUGGGGCGAGCCACACUUGGUGUGUGUCUUACUUCAGGCUCUGUGGGCUGUGCUCAGCCUGUGGCCCAGCUGGGUGGCCCAGCACCCUACCCUAGGAAGGAAGGUGCAACACAGGGAUACUACUUGAACUUUCCUAUCACAGCCCUCAUGCCACAGAGGGACAGACCCCUGCUGUCCUGCCCUCUUGCCACUGGUGAGAGAAAGCCCUCAUCUCCCCAGACCUGGAGGUCUCCCACAGUGACAGGCUCCUGGGUCCUUGUUCAGGAAAGGCCUGGGUGUUGCCACUGCCCCCUCUCCCCUUCCUUGGACACUAGGGCUGGGUUAGGAAGCCGCCGUUGGCAGUGGCUGCUGCUGGCCUCCAUGCAAAUCCCCUCUUCCCGUUGCGUGCCUGGACUCAGGAGCACAGAAAAAGCAAUUGUGGAUUGGGCCACACUGGCCUCCCUGAACCUAGGUCCCCAGACCUGGGCUGGGUGAGGCUCACCUGCCUAGGACCACAGUGGGACAGCCUGGGCAGGUAGGUGGCACAGCAGAAGAGCCCAGCUGGGGCCAGCUCUCCCUGUCCUGGCUGGUCAGUGUGCCCCCACCCACACUGUCCAGCCCAUUAGCCCAUGUCAUGUCAGUGCCACCGCCCACAGGUGCCACCUUGCCCACCGCAUGCCCCCUUGUGCCAGUCGCGCAGCUGUGUGGUGUCAUGCCCGCUCCCCUGGGGCUGGGCCGGCACCCCCUCUCGUCUACUCACUCCCCGGGGCGUUUCUUUGCCGAUUUUUGAAUGUGAUUUUAAAGAGUGGAAAAUGAGACUAUGCGUUUUUAUAAAAAAAUGGUGCCUGA